UGACUACUUCAUGAGUCCUAGCCUACAUUGCCAGCCCUUUCUCUGGAUCAUUUCUACCCCCAAACUUUUGUAUUUAUAUUCUUAAAAAAUACUCUUUUCACACAUUUUCUGUAUCUUGCCUUUUUAAUAUGAGACUAUAUCUUGGGGAAGGAUGGUAUCUGUAUACAGAGUCUCCCUCCCUCCUCUCUGCCUCUCCAGGGAACCCGGUUGUGCAGUUGAGCCUCCUGCAUUCACCCUGGACAUUCAUACCAAGACUGUUUAACAUCCAGGUCUUUAUUGAACUGCCUUUGCACACAUGAGCCAAUAUUCUAAUGGUCCAGUUCAAGUGAGAAUAUAUGGAAGAGCAUAAGCCUUAAAAAGUGAAGGACAUGGUAAUGGUGACACGUUCAUCUUCCUUUCACUCUUCAUUUCUCUGACUUUAGUUAAAAUCCAUACCCUGCAGUUUCUGAUGCCAUGCUGUCCGCUGGCUUGGACAAGAGGAUUGUGUUGCUCACUCAGACAGGAAUUGGCCUCCUGGGAAAUAUCUUCCUCUUUUGUCUUUAUACCUUCACUUCCCUCACCCAACAUAAUUUUAGACCCACAGACCUCAUUCUCUUGCAGCUGGUCUCAGCCAAUUGUGUGAGUCUUUUCUCUAAAGGCAUCCCUCAGGCAAUGGCAGCUUCUGGAUGGAGGUAUUUCCUGGAUGAUAAUGGGUGUAAAUGUGUCUUCUAUUUUUACAGCAUGGGCAUAGGAGUUUCCUUAAGAACCAUCUGUCUCUACUUUGGCUUCCAGGCCAUUAAGCUGAACCCCAGUAUUUGGAGGUGGAUGGAGCUCAAGAUUAGAUCCCUAAAGUUCAUUGCCUUCCUCUGUUCCCUUUGCUGGUUCCUGCAAAUUUUGAUGAAUUCAUUUGUUCCCCUGGCAAUAAAUGGUCCCUUGAACGGGAAGAACUUCAGUGUGGAAAAUAAUGAUGUGCACUGUUCUUGGCAUAGAAAUGAGGGUUUUGUAGGCUCAUUCACUACAGUGAUUUAUUUUUGCCCUCACUUUAUGAGUUUGGGCUUCGUAAUCUGGGCCUGUAGCUCACUGGUUCUUGUCCUGCACAGACACAAGCAGCGAGUCCAAUGCAUUUGCAGCAGCAGACUCUCCCCCAGACCUUCCUUUGAGGCUAAAGCCACAUGCACCAUCCUGAUCCUGGUGAGCAGUUUUGUUACAGUGUAUUCAGCCUAUUUAAUUUUGUCAGUUUAUAUAGCUCUACCAACAAAUCAAGGCCAGUGGAUGCUGAACAUCUCUGAGAUUGCGGUAUCAUCUUUUCCAUCAUUCUUCCCCUUUGUGCUCAUCAUCAGUGACACCCGGAUCUCUCAGUUCUGCUUGCCCUGCUGGAAUAGGAAAUGCAUUUCUUAAUCUGGUCCUGGUUCCAUCAGUCUCUUCUCAGUGUCAUUAAAUAUUCAUCCCAACAUUUGUUAAUGUUUGGGGACAUCUGAAAUGUAAGGAAUGUGUGAUGCUGUUGCAAACAAGGGCAGUCAUGUGCCUGCCUGCAUCAGUGCUAACAGGGAGCUAAAAGUGAACAUCACUUGUAUAAUGAAACAAAAAAUCCUUAUUCUAAUUGUUAUAUUCUUCAGUAGGGAAGGCCUGGACACUGAAAAUGCAAUAAUGGAGGGAAUAUUCCUCCAUUAUUCCUGAAUUUAAGGCCCCCGGGAAGUCUAUCACUUUGGGCGUCUUAGAGAGUCCUGGAAACUGUUUUACUUUUCUUUUCUUUUGUUUAAAUAUAUUUUCAAACAUUGUUGAGUUCAUCUUUUUGUGACAAGGAAAAAUUACCUGUGAAGACCCAUGUGAGAAAGACAUGUACAACCUCAUGGGAGUGAGAUGAAUCCUGAAUGUUGGGAGUGUGGAUAGAUGGGAGCACAGCAGAACUGAAGGUGAUGGAUGUUCUGGGUAACUGCUGAGGACAGUCUGAGAAGUCUGAACUUUCCUUUGAGAACAUUAUGGACAGAGGAGGUAAACAAUCUAGCGGGUAAAAAAGAUGUGCUUUUAAUUUCAAAUUAUAUAUAAACUCUAAAUAAACUAAUCCUGUUUUUCUAGUAAUACUAUAACUAUUAUUUAGCUAAAAUGAAAAGUGUUUCAUAUGAAUUAACUCUCAAAGGAAACACAUGAUCAGUUUCUCAUGGGUCAUUUUAAGUAUCUAAAUAAUUUAAAUUGUUUUUCUCAUCUACGUUCACCUAAAUCAAAAAGUUCAAGACUUUCAUAUCCUAAAAUAACAGCUGUAUUUUUCUA
Molecule: messenger RNA, 2247 nt
Organism: Phyllostomus discolor (pale spear-nosed bat)
Lineage: Eukaryota; Metazoa; Chordata; Mammalia; Chiroptera; Phyllostomidae
Product: vomeronasal type-1 receptor 1-like
Exons: 1
Coding region: 454-1377 (307 amino acids)
Biological process (GO): G protein-coupled receptor signaling pathway
Cellular component (GO): membrane
Molecular function (GO): pheromone receptor activity
Source: RefSeq, a predicted model, not a curated record